This is a messenger RNA of Anisakis simplex (herring worm), 1449 nucleotides long. NCBI's taxonomy places the organism in Eukaryota, Metazoa, Nematoda, Chromadorea, Rhabditida, Anisakidae. The record is from the annotation of a GenBank genome assembly.
AUGAAGGGUUCCGAUGGCUCACAGCUAGAAUCUACUUUCCACUCACCGUUUCAGUCAUUUAUAGUCACUAAAGAAUUACCACUCACGAGUACGUGGUUUCGUCCGAUUGAAGCCAGCAACUCUACCAGCUCUGUACAACAAACAAAUCCCAAUUUGACUGCAUCAGCAAAUGUGGAACAUCAACAGUCCAGUGCGGAAUUAUCCACCAAAUUCAGUACUGCAAUGCAACCGUCACUGAUUUCAUCGCAUUUUCAAACUGCAUCCCAUUCACCUUUCACUAUAACAAAAUCUCCUCCUGAAGAAACUUUCGCAAUUCAGACGGUCAAUCCAAAUGAUGGAAUCUACACUGAUGGUUCGCAAACCGACAGUUCAGCGGUUCUUCAAACAACUAUCGCAGUUAUGCCUUCGAGUGGCGCAGAAACCCCGCGUUCACCAUUUGACACGGAUGACGCGAACAAUCAGAAGACAACUGAAGAUAAUCUACUAUCCUUGGCAACAUCAGGAAAGCCCGAUUGGGACUUUGACCGGACAGUUGUUACUUCUGAAUUAGAAACUCCAAACGUAGAUGACGGAAGUGCAUUUCCUGGGAUAAAUGGAGAAAACCCUGAAGAUGAAUCGGGACUCACAGAGGGUCAUAUUCUUCCUUCACACGAGUCAGGUUUGAAUGUAGGUCACCGACCCCGAGAGCCAAUUGAAUCCGCAUUUCCAUCCACUAUUGGACCAGCAACCACUGAAUUUGUGAUCUCACCAGAUAGCACUCUUACGGAUCUCCAAGCAACCUACUUAACUCAUCCUGAUACAAUGUUAACAUCCGGGGCAGGAAAGGAAACAGCAACAAGUGGCAUUUACAUCACGCAUCCUGAUAAAAUGUUACCAUCCGAGAUAGCAGAGGAAACAACAGCGGAGAGCAUUUCGUUUCCAGAACCUAGCAUAACUUAUCCAGUGACUGCGCUCACCACCGAAAAUGGAGCGAUUGACGCUGAAGUGCCAACCGUUACGAAUCCUGAGAAGAGCGAGUCGAGUCUGGAACAUGUUGCAUCGGUUCAAGAAACCGUAUCAAUAGCAGUAGUAAGCACAGAAAGUGCGAGUAAAUCAUCGGAAUCGACUGAACUCAAUGCCACUCAACCACCCUCUAUUAACAACGAUUCUGUUUCCUCCACCACUGAAACUGUUGAAUCUCAUGAAACGGCAACUGUUGAACGUCUCGCAACGGAACCUGUAACGUCCACCACGUUGACCGCUCUUUCCAUCGAACAUUCUAAUCAAGCAACGUCAACGUCUCUAUCCGCACAAUCGUUUGAUUCUUUAACUCACGGGUCCUCCAGUGGAUUUGAGAAUGAAAAACAACUCGCUGAAAUGGCUUGUCGACUCAGUGAUACAAGACCGAUCUGGAGUAUUAUUUGCGAUCUGAGCAAAACUGCUCAACCUAUAAAGAAGCAUCGAUCUUGA